Molecule: messenger RNA, 1866 nt
Organism: Dermatophagoides pteronyssinus (European house dust mite)
Lineage: Eukaryota; Metazoa; Arthropoda; Arachnida; Sarcoptiformes; Pyroglyphidae
Gene: ergic53
Product: lectin, mannose binding protein ergic53
Biological process (GO): endoplasmic reticulum to Golgi vesicle-mediated transport
Cellular component (GO): endoplasmic reticulum membrane; endoplasmic reticulum-Golgi intermediate compartment; COPII-coated ER to Golgi transport vesicle
Molecular function (GO): D-mannose binding
Source: RefSeq, a predicted model, not a curated record
AUUGUGUUGAUUGACGGACUGAUUGAACAUCCAUGUCACACACACACGAUACGAUAUAUUCCAAUUCGGAUUGUUUAAAGCCGGCUUAUGAUCAUCGAUCGAUUGAUCGUUGCUCAAUCAAUCAAUCCAAUUCAAUUCACUUUUUCUAUAUGUAAAACGUGUCACCAAAAUUUUUCAAAACAGCUGACUUAUCAUUCAUUUUGUUCGAUUUGAAAGCAAAAAAAUGUAUAAAAUAUCUAUCUAUACCGUUUUAUUAUUAUUGUUUAUGGUUGUCCAACAAUUAGAAUCAAAUUAUCAAGACGCAAAUAUACCACAACAUCGUCGUUUUGAAUAUAAAUAUUCAUUUAAAGGACCAUAUCUUGCACAAAAAGAUGGUACAGUACCAUUUUGGGAAUAUAGUGGUAAUGCUAUUGCAUCGGAAGAAUUAGUACGUAUUACACCAUCAUUACAUUCAAAAAAAGGACAAUUAUGGUCAAAAUCAUUGACAACAUUUGAUUGGUGGGAAGUUGAUCUAAUAUUUCGUGUUACCGGCAAAGGACGUAUUGGUGCUGAUGGUUUAGCAUUUUGGUAUACCGAUCGGAAAUAUCCUGAAGGUCCUGUAUUCGGUUCUUCGGAUCAUUGGAAUGGUUUGGCUAUAUUUUUCGAUUCAUUCGAUAAUGAUGGUAAAGGAAAUAAUCCAUAUGUAAUGGCUAUGUUGAAUGAUGGUACGAAAACAUAUGAUCAUAAUUCGGAUGGUAUUAGUCAACAACUGCAAGGUUGUUUACGUGAUUUUCGUAAUAAACCAUAUCCUGUACGAGCAAAAAUUGAAUAUUAUCGUAAUGUAUUAAGUGUUAUGAUACAUAGUGGUAAUACAAAUAAUGAUGAUGAUUAUGAAUUAUGUUUUCGUGUGGAAAAUGUUUUCUUACCACAAUAUGGUCAUUUUGGUAUUACGGCUGCUACCGGUGGUUUAGCUGAUGAUCAUGAUGUAUUGAAAUUUCUUACAUAUAGUAUAGAUGCAAAACCUGCUAAUAAUGCACAACAACAACCGGGACAACAAGGACCAGGUCUUUCAGAAGCAGAUAAACAACGUUUUAAUAAAGAAUAUGAAAUAUAUAAAGAAAAAUUAGAACGACAACGUGAAGAAUAUUUGAAAGCACACCCGGACGAAGCAAGAAAACUGGAAUUAGAAUCCGAAAAAGCUGUUGAUGCUGAUUUUGAUUUUUCCGUAAAAGAAUUACGACAAAUUUUUGAUGGCCAAAGUGAAGUUUAUGAACAUGUUAAAUUGAUGAGUAGGAAAUUGGAUGAAAUUAUUGGUCGACAAGAAAGAGCUUUAUCGAUGAUAUCGAAUUUACAUUCGAUUGGUGGUGGUGCUAUUCCACAACAAACCGGUGGUGGUGUUCCACAAAUUCCUGCCAAUUUACCUAUAUCACGUCCAGAAGUAGAAACAUUACUUGGUGUACAACGUGAAUUGAUACAAAAUUCAAGGGAGAUAAAAGUUCUUGUACAACAUACUCAACAACAACAACAACAACAUGGUCAGGUUCCAGUUCAACAUCAACAAGCUGUUGGAUCACAAGAUUCAGGUAAUCAACAGCUUGCCCUGUUACAACAAUUAUUGAAUGAAGUACGUGAAAAUAUGAAUGUUGUUCGGCGAGAAUUUGGUACAUUAACAACAAGAUUGGCUUCAAUUGGUGGCGGUGGUCAUGCAUCACCGCAACAACAACAACAAACGCAAUCAGCACAACAAAGUUGUAUUUCAACAUUUAGUUUUAUAAGUUUUCUUUCAAUUCAUUUAUUAAUGAUAUUUGGUGCUUUAUAUUAUUUUUCCGGUCGUGAUCAACAAUCGAAAAAAUUUUAUUAAGAAAAACCAAAUCAAACCAAAAAAAA